Messenger RNA from Phymastichus coffea, 1085 nucleotides. RefSeq names its product non-structural maintenance of chromosomes element 1 homolog (gene Nse1). Gene Ontology annotation, biological process: double-strand break repair via homologous recombination; DNA damage tolerance. The record is from RefSeq and is a predicted model, not a curated record. The transcript has 7 exons. Gene Ontology annotation, molecular function: ubiquitin-protein transferase activity. Gene Ontology annotation, cellular component: nucleus; Smc5-Smc6 complex. Lineage: Eukaryota; Metazoa; Arthropoda; Insecta; Hymenoptera; Eulophidae. The coding region runs from base 119 to 937 and encodes 272 amino acids.
GACUAUUUUUGACAAGAAACAAUCCCUAUCUCGAUUCCGAAUUGUUGAUCGAUCAGUUGUUAUUUUUAAGUUUAUUUUUUAUAUUUUAAUACUUAUUUUGACAUAAAAUUGACGGAAAAUGGUUUACGACAAUCGUCAUCGUGUUUUUUUACAAGCUAUCAUGCAAGGUGGAGCUGUACUAGAUCAAACUGCAAAGACGAUGUUUAUACGAAUUUUUAGGGAAAAUCUAGACAUGUCUUCAACUAUUUCAGUAAUAAAUGACAAGUUAUCUACAAUAGCCAUGUCUAUGAAGACUGGAAUGUGUGAAAUAACUGGUCAGACAUAUUGGUGUGUUGUUGGAACAUUGCAUGAAGAUUCAAUCAAGAUCCCAUGUGAAUUUUCUAAAGCUCAACAAGCAUUUUUAAAAGAGGUUUAUUCUCAAAUAAUAAAUGCAGAUGAUGGGUGUAUUUCAAGUAUUGAUUGUUUAAGACUUAUACACAAUCUUGAUACAAAAUUUACAGCUACUGAUGCAGAAUCAUUUCUUAAAAAUGUUACGAGAAACAAAUGGUUACAUUGCCAGAAUGGCUUCUAUUACAUGGGAAUAAGAAGCAUUAUUGAACUCAUGCCUUAUUUUAGAGCCACUUAUGAAAAUUUCCAUAACUGCCAUUUGUGUAAAGAUGUUUUGUUUUAUGGAUUUAAAUGUGAACACUGCAAUAAAACGUAUCAUUUUUAUUGCAUAUCAAGAAAAAUAGCAGCUCAACAAGAAGAUAAGUGCCCAAAUUGCUUUGAAAAUAUGGAUUGCAGUGAAAUAAUAGAAUUCAACAAUACCCAGAAUUUAAAUGAAACACAAAAUGAGGAAAAUAAAGAUGAACCUAUGGAUGUUUCUGAUGAUGCAGUUAUUUCCCAGCCAUUCAGAGUACAAGAAAAAUCAAAAAGAAAGACAAGGAAUAACAAAUAAAAUUCAUAAAUUGAAAGAUUAUUAACUCAUCUGUAGUCACCAUUCCAGAACUCCAGGCAUGUAUUUAUCAAUGAGUUUUUUAUAAUAAGGCCAAAGAGCAUCAAUAUCAGGGACUUCUGCACUUUUAGUAUACAAAUCAUAUUUGCUA